Molecule: messenger RNA, 9421 nt
Organism: Bombina bombina (fire-bellied toad)
Lineage: Eukaryota; Metazoa; Chordata; Amphibia; Anura; Bombinatoridae
Gene: ARID1B
Product: AT-rich interaction domain 1B
Exons: 23
Coding region: 757-8076 (2439 amino acids)
Biological process (GO): chromatin remodeling; positive regulation of DNA-templated transcription; regulation of transcription by RNA polymerase II
Cellular component (GO): SWI/SNF complex; nucleoplasm; nBAF complex
Molecular function (GO): nucleosome binding; DNA binding
Source: RefSeq, a predicted model, not a curated record
GUAAAGCAGAGAGCACAGGCAGGGGAGUGAAGGUUCUCCCAAAUCACAUGUCCCCACAAGCAGCUGCUUGCUACCCUGUUUGUGUCUUGGAGUAGGACCACAGAAAAAAAAAAUUCUACUGUGGGGAAAAAAGGCACCAAAGCUCACAGUGCUAAUAACCAUCCUGAAUGCGCAGUCACAGAUUUACAGAGUCUGCUUCAGCCUUGCAAAAUCAUUGCUUUACAGGCAGCAGCCGUGGAGAACGAAAAUCCAGUCCAGGUUUUCCAUGUGCACUGGAAGUAAUCAGAAAGAAGUGGAUAAUGGUUGCUAGAGCCUCUCUCAAACCAUGCUGGGCCAGAUAGACUCAGCCAGACGUGUAUAUACCUAUAUCCGGGUUAGAGAGGAAAAGAGAGAAAGACACACAGAGGCACAGAAAAGUUUCAUUUUAAAGCAUUAAACAAAAAAACUUUCAGCAUGCAGUCAUACAACAGGAAAAGGCACAGAUCGUGAGGAUCAUCUGUUUUCUUUAUUCUUCUGUAUAUAUAUCAUUUUUGCUCUGAAGAUUUUUUUUUUCCUCCUGAUUUUUUUUUUCUUCUUGAUACAUUUGGAGUGAUCAAGGAUUUAUUUUGCAAGAUUCACUUUAUCCUUAUUGCUGUUGGGCUAUAAUUCUUCAUUGGAAUUUACUGCUGAUUCUUUUAAUUAUAAUAUAUAAAUAUAUUGCAAUUUUUUGGGGGUGCUUCUGUUUUGUUGCUAUUGGGAUUUGACUGAAAUGUUGCAAUGAUCAUGGCCGCGCAAGUGGUUUCAGCUGCAGCAGCUCCUACGACCACCAAUGCUAACAAUAAAGGGAAAAAUCAGGGUAUUCCUGGGCUCAAUCAGGACCUUAGCCCUGGAGGGACUGGACCAGUGUCUGGAUCUAUCUCUGGUUUAGGAGAUGGAACUCCUAAUAACGGCAGCAGUAGUAUGAACAACAACAACAAUAAUAUGGAUCAUCAUCUCCAUCAACACAGUCUCCUACACCAUCUUCACCACCACCACCAUCAUCAUCACCAUGAAGUAAGCAUGGCCAAUGCAACCUCAUUAUCCUCAUCUUCCACCACUAAUAAUGCCAACAAUAAUAAUAGCAGCAGCACAGAUGCUGGGUUGAAAGAAGGGAGGAACUCUGCAGUGUCUCCCCAUUAUCAGUCAAUGGAGAUGGGUGGUGGGAUACUUAACCACAAGCUCAAGGGUGGUGGGGAUUACCUUGCACCCAUUCCUCACCCACAUCACCCUCCUCAUCAUCAUGCCCACCACCCCCAGCAGCACCCACCCCACCAUGCACCCCAGCAUCUGCACCAACAGCACCCUCCCCAACACCACCAUCCACCCCAGCAACUCAAUCAACUGCAGCCUCAGCAGCUCGCAGGGGCACCACAGCAGCCAACCCCGAAUAAGAGCAGCCCUGGAGGAGGCAGCAUUAGCAGCAGCAGUGAGGCGUCAGACAUGGAAAAUCAGCAGCAACAACAACAUGGUGGUGGAGGGGAAGAGGGCUGUAAUAACGCUGGUGCAGCAGGAAAGGACGUUGCUUUGGGCAAUCAGGGCGACCCCCAGCCUAGGAGAGCAGGCAAAGCAGGGGAAGAGGACGAUCUGCAGGGGAAAAUGCUGGCUGGGGAGCCCUUGAGCAGCCGGUAUGAACACGCAAUGCUGGGUGGAGGGCAACAGCAAACAAACAGCAGCAGCAGCAAUAAUAAUAAUAUUAGUGGCAAUGGGGGACCAUCUUCAUCAUCCUCCUCCUCUUCUUCCUCAUCAGUGUCUGAGUUUAAUAAUUAUUAUGGCAAUGCAGGCAGACCAGGGCCUUGCUUUGAUCAACAUGGCAGACAACAAAGCCCUGGGAUGGGAAUGAUGCACUCUGGAUCUGCGGCCCCCAACAGCAGCUUGGACCCCAUGCAGAACUCCCAUGAAGGCUAUGGCAGCAGUCAGUAUGACCACUACCAUGGAUACAGCAGGGCUGCUGCUGCAGGAGGAGGAGGAGGCUAUGGCAGCUCUGCUUCUGGAUAUGGGGUGCUGAGCUCCCCAAGGCAAAGUAGUACUAGCUCUACAAGCAACAGUAACAUGAUGAUGGGGGCAGGGGGUGCAGUUCAUGGCAAACCACCCAGUGCUUCCACGGCAGGGGGCUUCCAGAGGUACCAGGGACAGAAUCAGCACCCAUCUGGUGCUACUCCUACGCUUAAUCAAUUACUUACCUCUCCCAGCCCAAUGAUGAGGAGCUAUGGGAGCAGUUACCCUGAUUACAGUAGCCCCAAUGCCCCCCAACAGCAGGCUUCAAGUACCCAAGGAAACCAGCAGCCAGGGGUAUUGGGGAUGGGCAAAGACAUGGGGUCCCAGUAUGGAGCUGCAAAUACAGGCUGGGGAACACAACAAAGAAAUCAUCCAGCUAUGAGCCCUGGAAACACUGGACAGAACAUUAGCAGAGCCCAGGGUAGCCCAAUGGAUCCCCUGGUACCGAAGAGACCACCACUUUAUGCGAUAGGCAAUAGUCCUUAUUCUCAGACGCAACAAAAUAGCCCUUACCCUGGCCAGUCAUAUGGUCCUCCAGGCCCACAGAGAUAUCCAAUAGGACGUACCCAAGGUGCUAUGGGAGGAAUGCAGUAUCCACAGCAACAGAUGCCGCCUCAGUACGGUCAGCAAGGUGUAAGUGGCUACUGCCAGCAAGGCCAACAGCCAUAUUGCAAUCAGCAGUCGCAGCCUCAGUACCCGCAGCCCCAGGCUCAAUACCUGUCCCAGGCUCAACAGCGGUAUCAUCCCCAACAGGCUCAGGAUGUUUCCCAAGAAGGCUAUGGAAACAGACCACAGCCUCCGUCAUUGACUCCAGGGAAGAACAACCAUGAAGACUUGAACUUAAUACAACAAGAAAGGCCGUCAAGUCUACCAUAUGCAGUUUUUGGACCCUUAUCUUUGGCAAUAAAAUGCAAUAUUUCGCCUAUGAAGAAUGAAUGCAAAUAUGAUUUAUCUGGCUCCAUUGAUGACUUGCCGACUGGGACAGAAGCAACUCUGAGCUCAGCCGUGAGUGCCUCGGGUUCUACUAGCAGCCAAGGAGAGCAAAGCAACCCAGCUCAGUCACCCUUCUCACCCCAUGCCUCGCCACACCUAUCCGGCAUCCAGGGAGGAGGUCCAUCACCAUCCCCCGUGGGAUCACCUGUUGGGAGCAACCAAUCACGAUCUGGUCCAAUAUCUCCUGCUAGCAUCCCAGGAAGCCAGAUGCCUCCUCAGCCUCCGGGCAGUCAGUCAGAAUCCAGCUCCCAUCCUGCCUUGAGCCAAUCACCAAUGCCGCAGGAACGAGGCUUUAUAUCUGCAGUACAGAGAAACCAUCAAAUGUCCCAAUAUGGAUCACAGCAGCCAACUGGGCCCUCCAUGUCUCCACAUCCUUCACCUGGAGGACAGAUGCACCCCAGCAUGGGCAGCUUUCCACAGACCAACUCUGGUGGGAAUUAUGGCCCACAAAUGAGCCAAUAUGGUCCACAAGGCAAUUACUCCCGACCAACAACAUAUACUGGUGUACCGAACACAAGCUACAGUGGCCCUGGUCCUGGCAUGAACAUGAACGCCAACAACCAGAUGCAUGUGCAGGGACCAAGCGGUAGCAUGCCUAUGGGGAGGAUGCCAGGAAGUGGAAUGACAAGCAGGCCUUAUCCAGGAAACAUGGGCACUAUGACUCCAAAUUCUCCUGCCAUGUCUCAUCAGGGUGGUCCUGGUAUGGGUCCCCCCAUGCCAUCAGUGAAUCGUAAGGCACAGGAAGCCGCUGCUGCAGUGAUGCAGGCCGCAGCCAACUCUGCUCAGAGCAGGCCACCAUACAUUAGGUCGCCUGUUUAUCCCAGCCAGUCUGGGGCUGGCGGACGCCCCAUGUUUUCUUCACAGCAUCCCAACUAUGGCAACGCUCAGGUUCCCAUGAUGCACCAGCCUGAUCAGUACGGACAAAGUGGCUUUCCUGGAAUGAAUCAAAGUGCACUGAUGGCAGCAAAUUCAUAUAAUCAAUCCAUGCACAACAAUUCAGGCAUGAUGAACCCACAAGCAUCUCCGUAUAGCAUGAUGAACAGUUCAGGGCAUCUUGGUCUUGCAGACAUGAUGAAUCCAGGUGAAUCCAAGCUGACUGCAGCCCUCAAACUUGAUGGCAAAGAAGAUGGUCACACCCCACCUGAACCCAAGUCUAAGGAUAGCUACAGUUCACAGGGUAUUUCUCAGCCCCCAACCCCAGGUCUCCUGCCAGCCCCUUCCCCAUUGUCCCCAAGCUCUGCUAGCAUCUCCUCCUUUCAUGGAGAUGAAAGCGAUAGCAUUAGCAGCCCAGGCUGGCCAAAGACUCCAUCAAGCCCUAAAAGUUCUUCCACUACCACUGGAGAAAAGAUAACAAAGCUGUAUGAGUUGGGAAAUGAACCCGAGCGUAAGAUGUGGGUAGAUCGUUACCUGAACUUCAUGGAAGAAAGAGGAACGCCAGUUGCUAUGUUACCAGCAGUCGGGAAAAAGCCUCUUGACCUGGUCAGGCUUUACUUCUGUGUCAAAGAGAUUGGCGGUCUAGCUCUGGUUAACAAAAACAAGAAGUGGAGAGAACUUUCGACCAAUCUGAAUGUUGGAACUUCCAGUAGUGCGGCCAGUUCUCUGAAAAAGCAGUACAUACAGUAUUUGUUUGCCUUCGAAUGCAAGAUUGAAAGAGGGGAGGAGCCUCCACCAGAGAUCUUCAACACUGGGGAUUCCAAGAAACAUCCUAAGAUUCAGCCGCCAUCUCCUGCUAACUCUGGCUCCCUCCAAGGCCCACAUACACCCCAGUCAACAGGCAGUAAUUCCACUGCUGAGAUGAUUGGGGAUUUAAAACCUCCAACACCUGCAUCAACACCUCAUGGUCAAAUGCAACCUAUGUCGAUUGGAAGAAACAGCGCAGUGAGCGUGCAGGAUCCUUUCUCAGAUAUGGGGGACUCAUCCUUCCCAAAGCGUAACUCUAUGACCCCUAACGCACCGUACCAACAAGGAUUGAAUGUGCCGGACGUGAUGGGACGUAUGGCUUAUGAGCCUAACAAGGAUCCUUUUGGUGGAAUGAGAAAAGUGCCUGGAAGCAACGAGCCUUUCCUGCCCCCUGGCCAAAUGCCUAACAGCACUAUUCAGGAUAUAUACAACCAAACUCCUUCUGGGGUUAUGUCAAAUAUGGCGAUGAAUCAGCGGCAGCAAUUCAACUAUGGGCCUGGAGGCUAUGAUAGAAGAUCAGAGUAUGGAAUGAGUGCUGAAGGCAGUAUGGGACCCCCAGGUCAAAACAAUAUGGUGCCUUCUAAUAGUGAUUCAAGCAUGUAUUCCCCAAAUCGUUAUCCUGGACAGCAAAGGCACGAACCAUAUGGGCAACAGUACCCAGGGCAAGGACCUCCUUCUGGACAACCACCUUAUGGGGGACACCAGCCUGGAAUGUACCCACAACAGCAAAGUUACAAACGGCAUAUGGAUACCAUGUAUGGCCCUCCAGCUAAACGGCAUGACAGUGACAUGUACAAUAUGCAAUAUAGCAACCAACAGCAAGAUGUUUAUAAUCAGUAUGGUAGCACAUACUCUGGGCCUGAGAGAAGGCCCAUGCAAGGACCAUAUCCUUAUUCUUAUAACAGAGAGAGAAUGCAGGGCCCAGGACAAAUCCAGCAACAGGGCAUGGGUCCUCAAAUGAUGGGUGGACCAAUGCCGUCAUCCACAAGUGAUAGCCCCCAACAGAAUAUUUGGACAUCACGUAGCGACAUGCCUUACCCAUACCAAGGUAGGCAAAAUUCUGGAGCUAAUGCACAGCCAGGAUCAUACUCAGCCAUGAAUCGUUCUGAAGACAUGAUGGGCUCAGACCAGCGGAUGAACCAUGAAGGCCAGUGGCCAGCUCAUGCUAUCCAACGUCCACCUUCCUACAUGUCUCCUUCAGCACCUGUGCAGCCAAUCACUCGAGCUCCAACAUCAUCUUAUCAGACCCCACCCUCAAUGCCAAAUCAUAUUUCCAGGGCUCCCAGUCCAGCCUCCUUCCAGCGCUCACUGGAGAACCGCAUGUCACCAAGCAAGUCUCCUUUUCUUCCUUCUAUGAAGAUGCAAAAGGUGUUGUCCACACCUCCAGUUUCACAGACUUCUGUGACUCCUCCACAGUCUUCUCCUGUUAGGCGGGAAAUUACUUUUCCAUCAGGAUCAGUGGAAGCAACGCAGCCAAUCUUAAAGCCAAGAAGAAAGAUUACCUCAAAAGAUAUUGUAACACCAGAAGCUUGGAGAGCAAUGAUGUCUCUGAAAUCUGGGCUCCUGGCUGAAAGCACUUGGGCUCUGGACACUAUUAAUAUAUUGCUGUAUGAUGAUAGCACUGUGGCUACUUUCAAUCUCUCACAGCUAUCUGGAUUUCUGGAGCUUUUGGUAGAAUAUUUUAGAAAAUGCCUGAUUGACAUCUUUGGGAUACUAAAAGAAUAUGAAGUAGGAGAACCAGUUCAAAAAGCUCUUGAAGACAGCACAGAAGAAUCCACUAUGACAGCUGAAGAGGAGGCUGCAAUUGAUUAUGGAGAUGAAGAUGAUGAUGAUGAAGAGGAAGAUGAAGUGCUAGAUCAGAAAAGUCUAGCUGGGGAAGAAGUUAAACAUAGUAUAAAAACAGAGGAAAGGAGCUCUUCUCCAGAGACUUCUGAUGUUUUCCCUUAUCCAAAUGUGCUGCCAAAACAAGCCAGUAAAUUUGACAAGUUACCAAUAAAGGUGGUGAAAAAGAGCAACUUGUUUGUAAUUGAUAGAUCUGAUAAACUUGGACGUGUUCAGGAAUUCAUUAGUGGACUUUUGCAUUGGCAGCUUGGAGGGGGUGACACAACUGAACACAUUCAAACCCAUUUUGAGAGCAAAAUGGAGAUCCCUGUUCGCAGAAGGUCUCAAGCUUUCACCAGUUCCCCAUCUAAAAAGAAGAAAGAACUAGAGAGCAGAGAGGCAGAAGAUUGUGAAGAGCAAACAGAAAAAAGCUUAACAGCAACAAUUGAUGAUGUCCUCUCUGCAAGACCAGGAGCAUUGCUUGAAGAUUCAAAUAAUCCAUGCUUACAGACAGAAAGCAGCAAACUUUCCCUAGGAAUUCAUCAAGCCAAAAGUCAUAGGAAUAUUACAUUACUGGAAGAUGAACCAAGGAGCAGAGAUGAGACUCCCAUAUGUACAAUAGCACAGUGGCAAGACUCUUUGGCAAAGCGAUGCAUCUGUGUGUCAAACAUUAUCCGUAGUUUGUCUUUUGUGCCUGGAAAUGAUGCAGAGAUGUCAAAGCACCCAGGCUUGGUCUUGAUUCUUGGGAAGCUGAUCCUUCUUCGCCAUGAACAUCCAGAAAGAAAACGAGCACCACAGACAUAUGAGAAAGAGAAAGAUGAAGAUAAAGGCUUGGCCUGCAGCAAAGAUGAAUGGUGGUGGGACUGUCUUGAGGUGCUGAGGGAAAAUACUUUGGUCACAUUAUCUAAUAUUUCUGGAAAACUAGACUUGUCUGUUUAUACAGAAAGUAUCUGUUUGCCAAUUUUAGAUGGCUUGCUGCACUGGAUGGUUUGUCCAUCUGCAGAGGCACAAGAUCCUUUUCCAACAGUGGGGCCCAAUUCUAUACUUUCUCCCCAGAGACUUGUGCUUGAAACUAUGUGUAAACUCAGUAUACAGGACAACAAUGUAGACCUUAUCUUGGCCACCUCGCCAUUUAAUCGCCAAGAGAAACUCUAUGCUAUUCUAGUUAGGUAUGUUGGGGACCGUAAAAACCCAGUGUGUCGAGAAAUGUCUGUGGCUCUGCUUUCAAACCUUGCUCAGGGGGACACAUUGGCAGCAAGGGCCAUUGCUGUUCAGAAAGGAAGUAUUGGGAACUUGAUAAGCUUCUUGGAAGAUGGGGUCACUAUGGCCCAAUACCAGCAGAGCCAGCAUAACCUAAUGCACAUGCAACCUCCACAUUUGGAGCCACCUAGUGUAGACAUGAUGUGCAGGGCAGCUAAGGCUUUACUGGCAAUGGCCAAAGUGGAAGAAAACCGCUCUGAUUUCCUUUUGCACGAAAACCGACUGCUGGAUAUCUCUAUAUCAGCUGUUCUGAACUCUAUUGUUUCUUCUGUCAUCUGUGAUGUACUCUUUCAAAUAGGACAGUUAUGACAUCAGUGAAUAAGCCAAGCGCAUGUGUGAGAGGAGAAUAGGGUGUCACAUAUAACUGGCUAUUUUUCUGUUCCUUUUAUCAAAUAAAUAUACCAGAGCAAGUCUUUACUCCUCAUAUCCAGUCAUUAUUUACCAAUUGGAAAUACAAAGAGUUGGUUAUCGAGCUAUGGAAAUAAAUAUUUGCCGUUUGUGUAUACAUUUAUUUUGUGUUUUCUUUUUGUUUGUAUUUUUCUUUUUGUAACCAAAGUUGGUGAUUGUUUCAUUCAAAGGUUAUUUUGUUUUUCACAAUUUUUUCAACUUUUUUGCUCUUUUACAUGGUUGUUUUUUUAUAUUAGUUAUGAUUUAUAUCAUUGUGUGAACAAUGUAUAAAAAACAAUAUCAACUUUGAAUGGAAUAUAUUGACAUAUAUCAAUUUCAGUUUAUUUUAAUUUAUUUAAUACUUUGCUCCUUUGAACAAAAAAAACAAAACAAAAAUUGUUUUCCACCAAACACAGACCCUUGGGCAAUAGAAUGUUUGGUGACAUUGUUUAUAAAAUAUACAGAAGGGGGAUCUCGAUAAUGAGAUAUUUUUUUCUCUUCUCUGAAGAGUGGUCACUUUAUGAUAGGAAUAGAAUAAUACAAAGUAUGAUGAGGAGAAUAUUUGUUUUUUAAUUAAUAAAAAAUGUUGAAAAAAAAUCCUCACAAAUUCAUGAUCACAUCUGGUAUUUGUUUAACCUGCUACAGUAUGACAUUGUUAUUUCAUUAUAUAUUUUUUCUAUUUUGUUUUUCUACUGCCCUGGGGCUGUGAUGUAUAUAAAAGUUGUACAGGACAUUUUCUUUUCUUUCAUUUUUUUAAUAUUUGUUUUAAAUUUUGUAGAAAUCAUAGCAUUUACCAAGCCCAUGUGAUUAUAGUGAGGUAACAAUUUUUAUUUGAAUUUUUUUUUCUUUUUUUCUUCAUCAACUUUAUCCCCUGAUCAUAUCUGCCAAACAAGAGGGUAAUAUGCAAGUUUCUGUAUGUAUAAAUUCAUGCUCUAUUUCAAGUUAGCAGCUGAACACUUUGCUUUUUGGUCACAAUGUGGAUAUAUAUGCCUGCCAACUGAAUUAGACAAUGGUUAUAUAAUACAGACAGCAACUAAUAUAUUAUGGAUGAAGCAACACAACUUCCUGGGUUUUUUCAGUGAUGAGAUUCAACAUAUUUGUAUUUCAAGAAAAUGUAGUUAAAAAAGAAGAAAAUGAAAAAAAACUUGUUGUAAAUUCCUCCUUUUCCUCUGGCUCAAUGAAUAUCAUUUAUUCAGUAUAAAAUCUUUAUACUAUAUGUUCCACAUGUUAAGAAUAAAUGUACAUUAAAUCUUGUUAAGCACUGUGA